UAAUGCUGAAAUUUGAUUUAUAUCGUAAGUUGCCAUAAGACUUGAUAGAGCCAUCAAAAUCAGGUGCAUUAAUUUCCUUUACAUCAUUGAUUUUGAUGUUUAUAUUAUUUAUUACAGAAUUUUAGGUAAAUCAAAGUCAUAAGGAAAGGAAUAUAUGAUUCAAUAAGUGCAAACAGAGAUGUACGUAGAUUAAAAUAAGGAUGAUACACUUUUAGUUAAUAUGGAUAUUUCAUUUCCUAACAUGCCAUGCGAUUUUAUUAGUAUUGACUAACAAGAUGUGAUUGGGACUCAUUAAUAAAAUGUAAAAGGAGAGUUACUAAAAAAGAGGACGUUAAAUGGAAAAGUGAUUGAUACAUAUGUAUUAUUAAUAAUAAUGUGUGUAGUUAUCAAGUAAUGAGACCUUAAAUUUAGAGAGAGCUUAAAAAGCUUAUGAAUAAAAAGAAGGUUGUGAUUUGAUAGGAUAUAUAAUAAUAAGUAGAGUCCCGGGUAAUUUCCAUAUUUCUGCUCAUCCUUAUGGAGGAUAAGUGAGUAUAGUUUUACCUUUUGUUGAAUAAUCAACAAUAGAUUUAUCACAUUCAAUUAGACACUUGUCAUUUGGAAAUUAAAAUGACAUAUAAAAAAUUAGAGAAAAAUUCAAACAAGGUCUUCUUAAUCCUUUAGAUGGUAUAAGCAGAAUUAAGACAUCAGAACUUAAAAAUGUAGGUGUAACUCAUCAAUAUUAUAUUUCUAUUGUACCAACUAUCUAUGUUGAUAUUGAUAAUAAAGAAUAUUUUGUAAAUUAAUUUACAGCUAACACAAAUGAAGCUUAAACAACAUCUAUGCCUGCUAUUUAUUUUCGUUAUGAUAUAUCACCUGUUACUGUACAAUUUACUAAAUAUUAUGAAACCUUUAAUCAUUUCAUUGUUCAACUUUGUGCAAUUUUAGGGGGAGUUUUUACAAUAGCUGGAAUCAUAGAUUCUAUAUUUUAUGCAUGUAAUAUUUCAUUUAACUUAUUUAAGUAUAGAAAACUAAAGUAGUAUUAGAUUAAUGAGUGUG
This is a messenger RNA of Paramecium sonneborni, 1035 nucleotides long. Lineage: Eukaryota; Ciliophora; Oligohymenophorea; Peniculida; Parameciidae. The record is from the annotation of a GenBank genome assembly.